Messenger RNA from Helianthus annuus (common sunflower), 798 nucleotides. Its product is annotated as UDP-glycosyltransferase 76B1-like. Lineage: Eukaryota; Viridiplantae; Streptophyta; Magnoliopsida; Asterales; Asteraceae. The record is from RefSeq and is a predicted model, not a curated record. Bases 1 to 798 code for a protein of 265 amino acids. The transcript has a single exon.
AUGGCAAAGCUAACCAAGAUAGCCAUGAAUAAUAAAGCACUAGUACUCUUUCCCUUACCAUUUCAAGGUCACAUAAACCCCAUGCUUCAAUUAGCAAACAUUCUCUAUACUAAAGGCUUCAAAAUCAUCAUCAUUCACACCAAUUUCAACUCUCCAAAUCCAUCAAACUACCCACAAUUCACCUUCAAAUCAAUCUCUGAUGGGCUGUCUACUUCCAAAGACAAGAGUUUAAAUCUAGACACAACUAACCAUGCCAUCAACUUCAUGAACAAAAGCUGCAUUGACCCGUUUGCGGUCUGCUUAGCUAAGUUGCUAGAAGUAGAGCCUGUGGCAUGCUUGAUCUCAGAUGCACUAUGGCAUUUCACUCAAUCUAUCACAGACCGUCUGAAACUCAAAAGGAUUGUGUUGAGAACAAGCAGUAUGUCAUGCAUCCCUCUUUAUGCAGCUUUAGUGCUUGGUGAAAAGAGCUAUUAUAAAACCACAAUUAAAGAAGAGCUUGCCUUGAUGACAAAAAUGGACAUAGAAAAGAUUUACAAAGGCGGGCUAGAGAAGGCAAAGGCGGAGUUGAUAUGUAAUAUGAUCAAUGAAACAAAGGCGGCUUCGGGGAUCAUAUUCAACACUUUCAAAGAACUAGAAGAGCCUGCAUUCUUGGCCAUAUCUCAGGUUUUUCAGAUUCCAAGCUUCGCAAUCGGUCCUUUUCAUACAUAUUUUCCAGCGUCUCAUAGCAGUUUAAUAGAACAAGACCGAAGCUCUAUUUCAUGGUUAGUAUUAACCGAGUUUAUCAUCUAUCCUAGCUAG